Saimiri boliviensis boliviensis (Bolivian squirrel monkey) is the source of this 1276-nucleotide messenger RNA. RefSeq names its product pseudouridine synthase like 1 (gene PUSL1). Gene Ontology annotation, biological process: tRNA pseudouridine synthesis. The record is from RefSeq and is a predicted model, not a curated record. NCBI's taxonomy places the organism in Eukaryota, Metazoa, Chordata, Mammalia, Primates, Cebidae. Gene Ontology annotation, molecular function: pseudouridine synthase activity; RNA binding.
CCGUGCCGCGUGCGCGCGCCGGAGACCGCCUCCCGCGCCGCUGGCUGGGCUCGGCCAUGGGUUCGGCGCCGGCCGCGGGCUCGGUGCGCGCGCGCUACCUCGUGUACUUCCAGUACGUGGGCACCGGCUUUAACGGGGUGGCAGCCGUGAGGGGCGCCCAGCGCGCCGUCGGGGUCCAGAACUACCUGGAGGAGGCCGCCGAGCGGCUCAAUUCCGUGGAGCCGGUCAGGUUCACCGUCUCCAGCCGCACAGACGCCGGGGUCCACGCCCUGAGCAACGCGGCGCACCUGGACGUCCAGCGCCGCUCCGGCCGGCCGCCCUUCCCGCCCGAGGUCCUGACCGAGGCCCUCAACACCCACCUGCGGCACCCGGCCAUCAGGGUCCUGCGGGCCUUCCGAGUGCCCGGCGACUUCCACGCUCGCCACGCGGCCACGUCCCGGACCUACCUGUACCGCCUGGUCACUGGCUGUCACCGGUCUGACGAGCUGCCCGUGUUUGAACGCAACCUAUGCUGGGCUCUCCGGGCAGACCGCCUAGACGUGGCCUCCAUGCAAGAAGCGGCCCAGCACCUCCUCGGCACACACGACUUCAGCGCCUUCCAGUCGGCCGGCAGCCCCGUACCAAGCCCCGUGCGGACACUGCGCCGUGUCUCCGUGUCCCCAGGCCUGGCCGGCCCCUUGGUCACCCCCCAGGAGAGCAGGAAGCUGCAGUUCUGGAGCCUAGAGUUUGAGGGCCAGUCCUUCCUGUAUAGACAGGUACGGAGGAUGACAGCUGUGCUGGUGGCUGUGGGGCUGGGGGCUUUGGCACCUGCCCAGGUGAAGACAAUUUUGGAGAGCCAAGACCCCCUGGGCAAGCACCAGACACGCCUGGCCCCAGCCCACGGCUUAUUCCUGAAGUCAGUUCUGUACGGGAGCCUUGAUGCUGCUUCCUGCACCCUGCAGGGGCCACAGUUUGAGAGCCAUGAAUGACCCUGGACACUCGGCCAAAAUCAGGCCACACCAGGCCCAGCAGCCCUGUGCUGGUAAAGCCAGGGCAGUCACAGCUGCCUGGGGCCCACAGCACUGCUGCCUGACCUCCAAAUUAGCCCCAUCUACCUGGGUCCCACCACCCCGGAUGCCCAUCUCUGUCCCGGGCAGGGCAGGGUGCAGUGCAGGAUGUAGUCAGGGGCACCAAGUGGUCUUUUGUUCAGCUUUUACUGGAAACUGCUGUCUGGGACCCCCUGCCCUAACCAUUGUUUUGAGGGCCAGGAGCAAGAAUAAAGGCAAAACAGCCCGGA